AUGGCCUCCCGAGUCACCUACCGCCGUCGCAACCCAUACAACACGUCGUCCAACCGGACGCGUCUGAUCAAGACCCCCGGUGGCGAGCUCCGUGUCCUUCACAUCAAGAAGAAGGGUACCGCCCCGAAAUGCGGUGACUGCGGCAUCAAGCUGCCGGGCGUCCCUGCCCUCCGCCCCCGCGAGUACGCCCAGAUCUCCAAGCCCAAGAAGACGGUCCAGCGCGCGUACGGUGGCUCAAGAUGCGGCAACUGCGUGCGGGACCGCAUCGUUAGGGCCUUCCUGAUCGAGGAGCAGAAGAUCGUCAAGAAGGUUCUGAAGGAGCAGACCCAGAGCGAGAAGAAGAAAUAA
This is a messenger RNA of Gaeumannomyces tritici R3-111a-1, 348 nucleotides long. RefSeq names its product 60S ribosomal protein L34-B. Gene Ontology annotation, cellular component: ribosome. The record is from RefSeq and is a predicted model, not a curated record. Gene Ontology annotation, molecular function: structural constituent of ribosome. Gene Ontology annotation, biological process: translation. Lineage: Eukaryota; Fungi; Ascomycota; Sordariomycetes; Magnaporthales; Magnaporthaceae. The transcript has 3 exons. The coding region runs from base 1 to 348 and encodes 115 amino acids.